Messenger RNA from Leptosia nina, 285 nucleotides. The record is from the annotation of a GenBank genome assembly. Lineage: Eukaryota; Metazoa; Arthropoda; Insecta; Lepidoptera; Pieridae.
AUGAGGAAAGCUUGCAAGACAGUGGAUAGAGAGAAGAAACAUACAGAUGGUUGGUUUGUUCGUGGUCAUUGCUGUGUGUCGGCUGCGAGCCAGAUCGUCGCAGCCGCCAGAUGGCGUGGCGCGCGGCCACCAACCGCGCGAAUCCGUGGCGAGCCAGGCUCGGGAGCUACGCGCGCAUAUCACCGCUCAACAAGUCCUAAGCUACGCCCGGACCCGACGAACACCAGGACUCCGAUCAACAAGUGUAAAGAUAACCCCACAGCACAACAGCUAAAGCCUGCUUAA